GGGCGGGCCCCGGGGCCACGGGUUGAGCGGCUCUACCGUUCAUCAGCCACCACAACAGAUGGAGCUGUGUUCACCUCUGCUGAAGUCAGUGAAGUUGAGACCGGGAUCAGAGGCAGCAGGGCUGAGUCAGCCUGCAGGAACUAGGAAGUGCGAUCAUCAUCCCUGAUUCAACACUAAAUACGGCAGCGAACAGGAGCAGAUAUGUCCGCAUCUGCCUCACAGUCGGAGCUGAGGCUGGUGGUCCUGGGUCGGUCUGGGGCAGGAAAGAGACAUGCAGUCUGCAACAUCGUGGACCUGCAAGACCUCGAGCAGGGCGCUGAUGCCAUCCAGGAGUGCAGCAAGCACAGAGGAGAGGCUGCAGGCCGGCAGGUGGUGGUAGUCUCCUGUCCAGCCUGGUUCGGCUCAGGCUGCGACCCAAAGGAAAGGAGAAGACACAUCUCCUCCUUUAUCGCCUUAUCCAGCCCUGGACCACAUGCCUUCCUGCUGUGUGUCCCUGUGAACCAGCCAGCUGAUGAAGAGGCCAAGGCGCUGGACGUCCUGCAGGAGCUGUUGGGUCCCUCUGCAGUCAGCACAAACACCAUCAUACUCUUCACCCACACCGAGGAGCUGGAGGAGGACGAGCAGCUGGAGGAAUACCUUGCCACAUGGCGCAAGGACCUCCAGGAGCUGGUGGAAAGAUGCGGCGACCGCUACCACACCCUGGAAACCCGCAGCGGAGAACCAGAGGAGAGGAAAGCUCUUGAGGAGCUGCUGGAGAAGGUUGAGCAGGCUGUGAGAGAGAGCGGGACACAGCACUUCAGCUGCCCUCUGUACCAGGAGGCUGAGGAAAGAGUGAGAGAGAGGCAGGUAGAGAUAGCGAGACAGAGGAGAGGAAAGGUGUCUCCCACAGACUCACCACCAGAGGAAGAUGUGACGGAAGAAGAGAAGGAAGCAGUCCGGGAAGAGGCAGAGAGGAGCGUGGAUGACCUAAAUGUGGAUCUCGAUAGUAUCUUCCCCUCUGCCUGUGUCUCACCUUCCUCCCCUGCUCCCUCUUUUCUCUGGGGCUUGUGGGAAAGGCUGACAGGCUGGUUGAGGUGGCUGCCCACUCUUGUGAGAGGGGAGGCCCUGCUGGGAGCGUUGGUCGGCCUGUUUGUGGGAGGGCCGUUUGGAGGUAUGAUGGGGGCCACUGUGGGCUCAGUGGCUACUGAGGUGGGGAGAAGAAAAGCAGAGAAAAAUAAAUAAGAAAUAAUCUCACAUUAAUGUAUCAUGCAGUAAGUUGCACCUUAAAGUCGUUCCACUGUGUUCAGAGCACCAGUGUAUUAUUGAGCUAUUAGCUUACCAGCUAACACUUGUCAAAGAAGUAUUUAUGCUUUGACCACUGAGUACUUAUUUCCUCUUUCAGAAUGGGUUGCACUCUAAUAAAGUAUACUGUGUUGUAUAAUGGCUUUAUUAUUGGUUAAUAAAUAAUGAUUGAUAGAUCGGUAAUAACCCAACAACAGCUGGGUUGACAGGUUUGAAAAAUUACUUUUUCCUCUAGUAUAACUUGCUCAGCUUAGUUAUUAAUCUUUAUGGUUUAACUUACUGAACAAGUUAUAAAUGUAAAUGAUUAAUUAUGUCAUCUUCCACUACAGUAAUCCAUUCAGUCCCCAGAUCUAAUCCUGGACUUGGCCACUUGGGGGCAGCAGAAACAAGCUGUGUGAACACAACAUAACCCUCUUAUGUUAAUAUGACAAAUUUGUUAGUAAGCAGCUGCAUAUUCAAACAAUAAGUAGAUAUGUAGCAACAUUAGCGUCCAUUUGGAGUUGAGCAGAUAAUGUGCAGUUGGUUUUCAGUGCCUUUUGUGGCCAGAAAAGAAGCUGUGAGAGCAGUGAAAUUGAACCAAAACCAUAAAAUUGUGGGUCAGAAAAAAAGAAAACAAUGAGCUGAAAAACACCAAAAAUCUCCAUAGAGCUGAGAGCAACUGCAGAGUCGGUGGGUUCAUCAUUAUGAGCGAACCGUUUCGCAUACAAGUAGUGGUUUUAUCCAUUGUUCUUACACAAAUAUUGAGUAGUGCAGCUUUAACUAAAAACCAAAAAGCAGGUGUCAUAUCUUUGGAGGCUAUACUGCUACAGCUAAGUAGAGUCUUCAAAACGUGGCAAUGAUGAGUCAUUUAGUGAUUAUUAAGGAAAAAAUAAAUUAUUUAUUAACCUUUAAAAUCUUAUCAGUAUCAACCUUUAAACCCCUUUUUUAGACUUUUUGUGGUAAUGCAGAUGGUAACACUUUUCCAAAGAGGCAAUACUAAGAAACGUCCACAUGGUGGAGACAUUGACUUUUAUAUUGGAGAAGAUUAAACGUUUGAGGUGAACUGCGAGAUACUUAUUUACUGCUUACCAAGCAAAUAAAAGCUGCUGUUUUAAGGACA
Messenger RNA from Morone saxatilis (striped sea-bass), 2380 nucleotides. RefSeq lists its product as uncharacterized. The coding region runs from base 202 to 1221 and encodes 339 amino acids. The transcript is spliced from 3 exons. The record is from RefSeq and is a predicted model, not a curated record. Gene Ontology annotation, molecular function: GTP binding. Lineage: Eukaryota; Metazoa; Chordata; Actinopteri; Moronidae.